Molecule: messenger RNA, 3987 nt
Organism: Psammomys obesus (fat sand rat)
Lineage: Eukaryota; Metazoa; Chordata; Mammalia; Rodentia; Muridae
Gene: Dgkh
Product: diacylglycerol kinase eta
Exons: 31
Coding region: 60-3689 (1209 amino acids)
Biological process (GO): lipid phosphorylation; intracellular signal transduction; diacylglycerol metabolic process
Molecular function (GO): ATP-dependent diacylglycerol kinase activity; protein binding
Source: RefSeq, a predicted model, not a curated record
ACGUGCGCCCCGCUCCCGGAGCCCGUAGCCCGGCCUGGGAGGACCCGGAAUCGGAGAGGAUGGCCGGGGCUGGCAGCCAGCACCACCCACAGGGAGGAGCAGCCCCCGGGGCCAGCGCGGUUUCCCCCACCGCUGCGGGACCCGGAGAGGAUUCGUCUGACAGUGAAGCGGAGCAGGAGGGACCCCAGAAGCUGAUCCGCAAAGUGUCCACCUCUGGACAGAUCCGGACCAAGACCAGUAUUAAAGAAGGACAGCUGCUGAAGCAAACCAGCUCUUUCCAGAGGUGGAAAAAGAGAUACUUCAAACUUCGAGGCCGAACGCUUUAUUAUGCAAAAGACUCCAAGUCCUUGAUAUUUGAUGAAGUUGACCUCUCAGAUGCCAGUGUCGCUGAAGCAAGCACAAAAAAUGCCAACAACAGUUUCACGAUAAUCACUCCAUUCAGAAGGCUGAUGCUAUGUGCUGAAAAUAGGAAAGAGAUGGAGGACUGGAUCAGCUCUCUGAAGUCAGUACAAAGCAGAGAACCCUAUGAGGUGGCCCAGUUUAAUGUGGAACAUUUCUCAGGGAUGCAUAACUGGUACGCCUGCUCCCACGCCCGGCCCACCUUCUGUAACGUGUGCAGAGAGAGCCUCUCUGGAGUUACCUCCCAUGGCCUGUCCUGCGAAGUGUGUAAGUUCAAGGCUCACAAAAGAUGUGCAGUGAGGGCAACAAAUAACUGCAAAUGGACCACGCUGGCCUCCAUCGGGAAGGACAUCAUAGAGGACGAGGAUGGGGUUGCCAUGCCUCAUCAGUGGCUCGAAGGCAACCUGCCUGUCAGUGCCAAGUGUGCAGUUUGUGACAAAACAUGUGGUAGCGUUCUCCGCCUGCAAGAUUGGAAAUGCCUCUGGUGUAAAACCAUGGUACAUACCGCCUGCAAAGACUUGUACCAUCCCGUCUGUCCUCUAGGCCAGUGUAAAGUGUCCAUCAUACCUCCGAUUGCACUGAAUAGCACAGAUUCUGACGGUUUCUGUAGAGCGACCUUUUCAUUCUGUGUCAGUCCUCUCUUGGUGUUCGUCAAUUCUAAGAGUGGAGAUAAUCAGGGAGUAAAGUUCCUUCGUCGCUUUAAACAGUUGCUCAACCCGGCUCAGGUGUUCGAUUUAAUGAACGGAGGGCCUCACUUAGGCUUAAGAUUAUUUCAGAAGUUUGACACCUUCCGGAUCCUUGUCUGUGGGGGCGAUGGAAGUGUAGGCUGGGUUUUAUCAGAGAUUGAUAAGCUGAACUUGAAUAAACAGUGCCAGGUCGGGGUGUUGCCGCUGGGGACAGGCAAUGACCUUGCUCGAGUCCUUGGCUGGGGAGGGUCGUAUGAUGAUGACACGCAACUUCCUCAGAUACUAGAGAAGCUGGAACGAGCCAGCACCAAAAUGUUGGACAGGUGGAGUAUUAUGACGUAUGAACUCAAAUUGCCAGCAAAGGCGUCUCUACUUCCUGAACCAGCGGAAGCGUCUGAAGGAUUUUAUAUGACGAUUUACGAAGACUCUGUUGCGAAUCACCUCACGAAAAUCCUCAAUUCUGAUGAACGUGCUGUGGUCAUAUCAUCUGCCAAGAUACUCUGUGAAACCGUGAAAGACUUCGUUUCCAAAGUGGAGAAGGCAUACGACAAAACACUGGAAAAUACAGUAGUAGCCGACGCUGUGGCCAGUAAAUGCUCAGUCCUGAAUGAGAAGCUUGAACAGCUGCUCCAAGCCCUGCACACAGACUCUCAGGCCAGUCGGGUUCCCCCCGGGGUCGGCCCUGCGAUCCCCGAAGAAGAUGCCCUGGAGUCCUCCAGUGAAGAGUCCCUGGGUGAAAGCAAGGACCAGCUCGUGAAUGACAUCGCGAAACCCUCCUCCCAGAAAGCCGUGAGACCCCGCGAAAUCAUGCUGCGCGCCAACAGUUUAAAGAAAGCAGUGAGGCAAGUCAUUGAAGAGGCUGGAAAAGUUAUGGAUGAGCAGACAGUUCAGCCCUGUGAGCCAAUUAGUCAACCUUGUGACUGUGAUAGCCCAGAAAGAGAUGAAUCUAAAGACGAUGAGACGAAAGAGGCAUUAGCAGCCAAAACCACCUCUCAGUCUCCUGAUGCCCAGGCAAGUCGUGGACAUUCCCAAACCGAUUCUGUUGCUGGUCCAGUUGUGGCCACCACCAAAGAAAAUCUGCCUGUGCUCAACACUAGAAUCAUCUGCCCAGGUUUAAGGGCCGGACUCGCCGCCUCCAUUGCUGGGAGUUCCAUCAUCAACAAAAUGUUGCUGGCAAACAUUGAUCCUUUCGGAGCAACGCCGUUUAUUGACCCAGAUCUAGAUUCCCUAGAUGGCUACUCGGAGAAAUGUGUCAUGAACAAUUACUUUGGGAUUGGAUUAGAUGCAAAAAUUUCAUUAGAGUUUAAUAAUAAGAGAGAGGAGCACCCUGAAAAAUGCAGAAGCCGAACUAAAAACUUGAUGUGGUAUGGAGUUCUGGGAACCCGGGAGUUAUUACAGAGAUCAUACAAGAAUCUUGAGCAAAGGGUUCAACUUGAGUGUGAUGGCCAGUACAUUCCUCUCCCCAGCUUGCAAGGCAUAGCAGUGUUGAACAUCCCCAGCUAUGCGGGCGGCACCAACUUCUGGGGCGGAACCAAAGAGGACGACAUAUUUGCCGCGCCCUCAUUUGAUGACAAGAUUCUGGAAGUCGUGGCCGUGUUUGACAGCGUGCAGAUGGCAGUAUCGAGGGUCAUUAAGUUGCAGCAUCAUCGGAUAGCACAGUGCCGCACGGUAAAAAUCACUAUAUUUGGUGACGAGGGCGUCCCAGUGCAGGUGGAUGGUGAAGCAUGGGUUCAGCCUCCCGGGAUCAUCAAAAUAGUACACAAAAACAGAGCUCAGAUGCUAACGAGAGACAGAGCCUUUGAAAGCACUCUGAAGUCUUGGGAAGACAAGCAGAAAUGUGACCCCAGUAAGCCAGUUCUUCGGACAAACGUGUACGUCCAUCCUGCAGCUGACCUGGCAACAGAAGAGCUGUCGCAGAUGCGCCUCUGCUCCCAGGCCGCGGAGGAGCUCAUCACUAGGAUUUGCGAUGCAGCCACGAUUCACUGUCUCCUGGAGCAGGAACUAGCUCACGCGGUGAACGCGUGCUCACAUGCUCUGAACAAAGCCAACCCGCGCUUCCCGGAGAGUCUUACGAGAGAUACUGCCACUGAAAUAGCCAUCAACGUUAAGGCGCUAUAUAAUGAAACAGAGUCUUUGCUAGUUGGCAGGGUCCCUUUGCAGUUGGAGUCUCCCCACGAAGAGCGGGUGUCCAGUGCCUUACACUCUGUGGAGGUGGAGCUGCAGAAGUUAACCGAGAUCCCCUGGCUUUAUUACAUCCUCCGCCCCAACGAGGACGAGGAGCCUCCUAUGGAUUGCACCAAAAGAAACAGCAAAAGCACAGUCUUUCGUAUAGUGCCAAAGUUUAAAAAGGAAAAGGCCCAGAAACAGAAAAUGAGUUCACAGCCUGUUCAGAAUUGGGGCACAGAGGAAGUUGCUGCUUGGCUGGAUCUGCUCAAUUUGGGAGAGUACAAAGACAUCUUCAUCCGUCAUGACAUCAGAGGGGCUGAACUUUUGCAUCUGGAAAGACGGGAUCUGAAGGACCUGGGGAUACCGAAAGUGGGUCAUAUGAAGCGAAUUCUCCAGGGAAUUAAAGAGCUUGAAAGGAACCCUCCCCACUGGGUCUGAGGCGUGGUCACACUGGUGCUAUUUCUGGGAAGAGAGGUCCUCGCCGCUCAGUGCAGAGCUCUUGGAAGCUGCUGGCUGUUCCUGUGACUGUAUAGAGAAGCAUCUCUGGAGCACCUCUCUGGAUCCAUGUUUUGCUGUGGGUGAAAGUUCUGUGAGGUAGUAGAUUUUGUGCCAAAAGAAAAAAGAAAUCAUUCCACAAAGCCAUUUUCUCAUUGUGCAAACCUGACAUGCUAGAAAAUUCUCAGAGUGGUGAAAGAAGGAUCGGAAACGAUUGCCUUGUCUAAAAAGAUGGAAUUGC